CCAUCGCCUUCAAGCACCUCUUCCUGAAGGACUACGUGGACGGCGCCGAGGACUCUUACGCCGUCUACACCCAACACGACCUCUACGAGCGCAUGUUCUAUGCUGUGGAGAAGUACUUGGCCAUUCCCAAGGAGACCAUCGGGCGUUAUGCCUACGUGCGAGGGGAGAGCGGGGGCAACCACUCGGCCCUCAUGUUGUGUCAGCAGUACUACAGGAAAGGCCGCAUCGACCCGGCCAAUGACACCUUCAACAUCGAUCCCAAGAUUGUCACAGACUGCUUGGGAGUGGACCCUGAGGACCCACAGCCUCUUCCUCCAGAGCUGGACCGCAGCUACAAGAACUUCACCCUCAAGUUCCACAAGCUCAUCAACGUCACCAUCCAGUUCAAGCUCAAAGCCAUCAACAUCCAAACCAUCAUCAACAACGAGAUCCCCGACUGCUACACGUUCACCAUCACCAUCACAUUUGACAACAAGGCCCACAGUGGCCGGGUAAAAAUCCACUUGGACAACCGGGCUGACAUCAAGGAAUGCAAAGAUCCCAGCGUCUUCGGCCGAGGUGACAACUCCUUCAGGCUGUUCUUCGAUGUCAUCGUCAUCCUCGUCUGCUCCUUGUCCUUCAUCCUCUGCGCUCGCUCCAUCAUCCGAGGCCUGAUGCUCCAGCACGAGUUCAGCCGGUUCUUCCAGCGCCGUUACAACCAGAGUGUGUGCCUGUCGGACAGGAUGGAAUUCCUCAACGGCUGGUACAUCCUCCUGGUCAUCAGCGAUGUCCUCACCGUGCUGGGGACCAUCAUGAAGAUUGGCAUCGAGUCCAAGAACUUUGCCAGCUACGACGUCUGCAGCAUCCUCCUGGGCACCUCCACGCUGCUGGUGUGGGUCGGGGUCAUCCGGUACCUCACCUUCUUCCAGAAGUACAACAUCCUCAUCGUGACGCUGAGGGUGGCUCUUCCCAACGUCAUCAGGUUCUGCUGCUGCGUGGCCGUCAUCUACCUGGGCUACUGCUUCUGCGGGUGGAUCGUGCUGGGUCCCUACCACGUCAAG
Messenger RNA from Nestor notabilis (Kea), 1040 nucleotides. RefSeq names its product mucolipin-1-like. The record is from RefSeq and is a predicted model, not a curated record. Gene Ontology annotation, molecular function: NAADP-sensitive calcium-release channel activity. The annotation marks the transcript as partial. Gene Ontology annotation, cellular component: plasma membrane; lysosomal membrane. Lineage: Eukaryota; Metazoa; Chordata; Aves; Psittaciformes; Psittacidae. The transcript has 9 exons.